Messenger RNA from Aspergillus sclerotioniger CBS 115572, 1356 nucleotides. RefSeq names its product putative lipoate--protein ligase. The transcript has 3 exons. The record is from RefSeq and is a predicted model, not a curated record. Lineage: Eukaryota; Fungi; Ascomycota; Eurotiomycetes; Eurotiales; Aspergillaceae. Gene Ontology annotation, molecular function: lipoyltransferase activity. Gene Ontology annotation, biological process: protein lipoylation. Gene Ontology annotation, cellular component: cytoplasm; mitochondrion. The coding region runs from base 1 to 1356 and encodes 451 amino acids.
AUGCAUCCCUUCCCCCGAGCCUCCCGCUGGCUGUCUUCGCCCCGAAUCCUCAAUCCGCGCAUUACUAAGGCGCUGCCCUCCAUCGCCGUGCGGUGGAAUUCUUCCUUCUCCGCCGACCAGUUCGCCCAGCUCGCCAGUCGUCAAUCCUCCAAGCACCAAAUCUACCAGUCCCUCUCCACCGACCCCUACGUGAACCUCUCCAUCGAACACUUCCUUCUAGAACAUGCCCCGGCCGACUCGAGUAUCCUCUUCCUAUAUAUCAACAGACCAUGCGUUGUGAUUGGGCGGAAUCAGAACCCGUGGCUCGAGACCAAUCUCCGGGUGCUACACAAUGAUCGCGGCGCCGCGGACAACAACACCGAAGAUGCGCUCUACGUCCGGCGACGCUCUGGCGGUGGUGCCGUCUUUCACGAUGAAGGCAACCUCAACUACAGCGUCAUCUCCCCCCGAACUACCUUUACGCGAAAUAAGCAUGCGGAGAUGGUCGUGCGUGCAUUGCACCGCGUCGGAGCCACCAACACCAGCGUCAAUGACCGCCACGAUAUUGUCAUGUCCCUCGACGGCGCGUCUGCCGGUGAACAGAGCCCUCAACCACGAAAAGUUUCCGGCUCUGCUUUCAAGCUAACGAGAUACCGCGCGCUUCACCACGGCACUUGUCUGCUCGAUUCGCCCAACAUCAACAUCAUCGGUUCGUUUCUACGGUCGCCAGCACGGGACUAUAUCAAGGCCAAGGGGGUUGAGAGCGUGCGGUCUCCCGUGGCGAAUGUGUCGUCCGUGUUCGUCGACGCAUCCAUCCCGUUUGGGAUCCAGGAUGUGAUCGCUAGUAUAAUGGGAGAGUUUGCUGGGCUGUACCAGGUUGGCCCAGAUGCUGUGCGUCGCGCGCAACGUGCCUACGUUCAUGACCCAGAGCUAUAUGCGGGAGACGACUGGGUGGUUGGAGCCGUGGGAGAAGCUCAAGGCUACGAAGAACCGGAGAUUAAGAAAGGGAUUGAUGAAUUACGGUCGUUGGAAUGGAAAUACACUCAGACGCCCCAAUUCCUCUUCUCAACAUACCCGGUCGAGGAGGAUAGUCGUGAACGACCGGCCCUUCCACCGUCUUUGCCACCCUCGACACGCGUUUUCCUACGCCUCAAACACGGAGCGAUUAUCGAGAGUCACAUCUCAAUGUCGCCCGACUCCUCCAUAGCCUCGGAGCAGGCAGUCCGCGUGCAUGAGGCGCUAAAGGGACGUAGACUUCAUGAGAUCCAGCCGACCCAGUGGCAGGAAGUCUUAUACGAACAGUUGGGGGCGGAGGAAGAAGCAAGCAGCGUUGAAGAACUUGCCCGGUUCAUUGCGACCAAGCUUGGUUGGGUAUAG